AUGCUCUCUUUAGUCCUCUACAUCGCGGCUCUCCUUUCCUUGGUCCAAGGCCAUGGAGUCAUUCUCGGAGCACAGGGCGAAGCAGGAUCGCCCCCAAGCGUUGGAUUCCAAGUAAACGAUGCCAUUGCCCGAAACUGCACAUCCAUUAGUCCUUGCCAACAAGACACCACGAUAAUCCGAGAUGCGGAGAUCAGAGCAAACAUCGUCAAUGAAUGUGGCCGGACAGAAUUGACAGGCAACAUUGAUAUUGGAGAGAAUACCGAGAACGCUCUCGCGGCCGGUGCAGUUACCUCUGUCAAGUCCGGUACACUGAUGACUGUUACUAUUCAUCAGGUCAACGCCGAUGGUGCUGGACCAUACGCGUGUGACUUGGAGGAGACGGGCAACACGGGUGUCUUCACGCAAAAUCUCACGGUCACCAACAACGUCCCCGGUGUCAACGGCUUUUCGCAAGCCAAGACCCAGGACUUUAACAUUACUGUCGCUAUGCCCGACGAAUUCAAUUGUAUUGGGGGAUCUACCGGAAACAUUUGCACCGUCCGCUGCCGUAACAACUCUCAAGCCGGACCCUUUGGAGGCUGCGUCGCCGUCCAACAGACAGACGGCGUUGCUUCCGUCAACUCUCCCAACACCAUCUCUACUGCAGCAACCCUCCCAAACAUACUUGCACAAGUCCACCAAGACCAGAUCGAUCUCGCCGCCGCCAUCAAGGCCAAUCAGGUCUCAGGGACUGGCGCUGCCGCUCUCAAAGCUGCUGGUGCCGAGCUCAAGGUGGUCAGCAAGGCAGCCGAAGUCCAAACCCUUGCUCGCGAGAACAUCAACGGGGUUGGCGCUGCAGCUGCGACCACUGGAGCAGCAGAUUCGGUUUCCUCCAGCGCGUCCGCGAAGGCGACGGAGACGGCCAAGGGAGCAGGAAAGGGCGCAAGGAAGGGCGCAGCUAAGGCUUCUGCGGCUACUAUGGCUAAGGAGACAGGAGCGGCUGCAAAGGGUAACAAGGUGGCUGGUGACAACCAGGGCAGUGAUGGAAACAAUGUCAAGAACCAGUCCGUUUAA
Molecule: messenger RNA, 1053 nt
Organism: Drepanopeziza brunnea f. sp. 'multigermtubi' MB_m1
Lineage: Eukaryota; Fungi; Ascomycota; Leotiomycetes; Helotiales; Drepanopezizaceae
Source: RefSeq, a predicted model, not a curated record